Oryza brachyantha (malo sina) is the source of this 1158-nucleotide messenger RNA. Its product is annotated as protein NODULATION SIGNALING PATHWAY 1. NCBI's taxonomy places the organism in Eukaryota, Viridiplantae, Streptophyta, Magnoliopsida, Poales, Poaceae. Bases 1 to 1158 code for a protein of 385 amino acids. Gene Ontology annotation, molecular function: sequence-specific DNA binding; DNA-binding transcription factor activity. Gene Ontology annotation, cellular component: nucleus. The transcript has a single exon. Gene Ontology annotation, biological process: regulation of DNA-templated transcription. The record is from RefSeq and is a predicted model, not a curated record.
AUGAGGUGGGCGGAGCAGCUGCUGAACCCGUGCGCGGUGGCCGUCGAGGCCGGCAACCUGUCGCGCGUGCAGCACCUCUUCUACGUGCUCGGCGAGCUCGAGUCCUUCUCCGGCGACGCCAACCACCGUCUGGCCGCGCACGGGCUGCGCGCUCUCGCCCGCAGGCUCCCCGCCAUCGUGGGCGCCGCGGCCGCCGCGGCCGUGCGGGUGCCGGCCUGCGAGUGCGCGGCGCCGACUUUCGCGGGAGCGGAGCCGCGGCUGUUCCGCGCGUCCCUCAUCAGGUUCCACGAGGUGAGCCCGUGGUUCGCGCUCCCCAACGCGCUGGCCAACGCCGCCAUCGCGCAGGCCUCCUCGACGUGCGGCGUCGCCGCGGCGGCGCCCCGGCCGCUCCAUGUCGUCGACCUCGGCGUCUCGCACGGCGUGCAGUGGCCGACGCUCCUGGAGUCGCUCACCCGCCAGCCGGGCGGCCGCGCGCCGCCGUCCGUUCGCCUCACCGUCGCGGGCCCCGAGGCCACAUCUCCGGCGCCCUUCUCGGCGUCGCCUCCCGGGUACGACUUCUCGCCGCACCUCCUCCGGUACGCCAAGUCAAUCAACCUGGAGCUCGACAUCGGCCGCGCCGCCACCCUAGACGCCGUGCAGGGCUUCUGCACUCCCGGCGAGGCGCUCGUCGUGUGCCUCCAGUUCCGGCUCGGGCACACCGCCACCGAGGAGAGAAGAGACAUCCUCCGCAAGGUCAUAGAACUCAAGCCGGAGCUGGUUGUUCUCUCGGAGCUGGACUCCGGCGGCGACGGCAGCGCGUCGGGCGAGUUCGCGGCGAGGCUGGAGCUGCUGUGGCGGUUCCUGGAGUCGACGUCCGCGGCAUUCAAGGGGAAGGACGUGGACGAGAGGCGGCUUCUGGAGAACGAGGCCGGCACGAGCCUCGCGACGGACGUCGCCGGCGAGGGGAGGGAGGGGUGGAGGGAGCGCAUGGCGGCGGCGGGGUUCGAGGAGGCGUCGUUCGGCGCCGAGGCGGUGGAGUCCGCCAAGUCGCUGCUGCGUAAGUACGACGGCGGGUGGGACAUGGCCACAGUGGUGUCCGCCGCCGGCGCCGGCGCGGUGGCGCUGCGGUGGAAGGGGCAGCCGGUGUCGUUCUGCUCGCUGUGGCGGCCGACGCCGUAG